AAAAAAGAAUGACAUAAUGCCAUUUGCAGCAACAUGGAUGGAACUAGAGACUCUCAUACUGAGUGAAAUAAGUCAGAAAGGGUAUUCACUAUUGAAGUCACCAUUUCUGGCCUUUUAAGAUUUUAAAUGAACACUCAGUAUGUGGAGACAAACCGCUAACAACUGACAGGUUGAACUGAAAACUAAGUGUCACGAUUUGCCAAAUGCAGUUAAAGAUGUGCUUCUCCCGUUUGGAUCUGUGUCUCAUUUGCCAGAUUUUCUCUUCCCACUGUGACAGCCACUGUAACUAAGUACGUAAAUAAACUGAAAUUGGAACCAGACGUGCAAAUCCAUUUAUCACAAAAGGUUCAAUCAAGAUUUUCUUUAAAAAAGCGUGUAUAACACCAUUCUCACUGUAUUAAUAUGUAAGUAAUAAAAGAAGGUUUUAGUGAAAGUUUUGAAACCAUUAAUAAAUAAAAUAGAAUGCUUACUUUAAUAUACUACUUUCUUUUUCUUUUAAAAAUGUCUAAGUUGCAUGUGUUUGAAGUUACGUCAUUUCUUGGGAGAGAAGUAUGUUUCUAUAAUGUACAUUCUAAACUGGGGGUAUGUGCUCAAUACUUUGCUCAUGGCGGGUGGAAGAAAAAAAAGAUUCUGCCAUGAUGCACAGAAAAAAUGACCUUUUUUUGGAAAACAACUGAGGGCAGAUGUUAGUAGUUUGCUACUCUACUAAGUAAGAACCUCCUUAGGGUGUUUCCAGCAUCUCUGAUAUCGAGUCGUUCCCUUCAUGACCAUCCCACGUGGUUUAGCUUGGACUGGGGGCUCUUCAUUUGGAACCGAGUAUUCGUGGCUACAUAAGAUCCCUUCUUCGCCCCCCAUACCAGAGGGUGAUGGAUCUUUAAGUGACUAAUUAGUGUAUUUAAAUAAAUUAAGUUAAAUUGCCCUAGUCCCAAUUAAUGAGAGUCCUGUGAUAUUCAAAACACAAACUAAUUAUUAUAGGGAUCUGGCUACAAAUAGAAGUGAAGGAAUGCACCCAGGCACUGUGAAAAUGCAAGUUGCUUAGGUUUUAUUUAUUCUAAGCUCACAUCUAAGUCUCUGAGAUACUUCUUUUCCUGAACAGUGUUCUUUCCAUUUUUGCUUUGUCGUUUCCUACUCUGUAAACCAGAGGCUCUCCAGCGUUCUGAUCGGUAAAACUCUUUGUAUUUUUAAAAUUGUCUGCGGACCUCACAGAGCUUUUGUUUAUGUGAGUUAAAUCCGUCAGUCUUUACCAUGGUAGAAAUUAAAACCGAAUUUUAAAAUAUUCACUGUCAUUAAAAAAUCUAUUAAAUAUUAACAUAAAUAACAAAUUUCAUGUAAAAUAACUGUAUUCCCCAAAAUAAAAAAUUAGAGUCAUGGCAUUGUUUUCUGUGGUUUACAAACCUCUCUAAGGUCUGGCUUAAUAGAAGACAUCUGGGUUUUCCUGUCUCGCAGUACACACUCUCGCAACACUGCACAUAAUGUAGCUUCUAGAAAACUCCAUCGGACACUUGUGAGCGAAUAAGAGUGAAAAAGGCACAUGCUGACUUAAUAUUGUUUCGUGGAAAUAGUUUAGCUUUUGUGGAUGCCCUGAAAGCAUCUCUGGGCUCCCAGGUUGCCCUUCUUCCUAAGCUAAGGAGGGAGGGGCCCUGGCUGUCCAGGACCAGCGCAGACUGCACCUGCCUCUCCAAAGAGAUCGGGCAGGGCCUUCAUUAGAGGCUGCUUUCGGGAUGCAGCCGUCUCCUCUGUUUUACUCUCCCUGAUUCGGUCAUAAUUUCAUUCUCCAAUUAGGCGCUCUGAUACCUCGCAACUCCUCGUACAGUAAAAAUAGUCUUUUCCAAGUUGGCUAAAAAAGGACAAAUGGAUGGUUUGCUCAGUUUUUAGUUUUUCUGAGUUUUCUGAUGUUAAUUACUUUCUGAUGGUGAACAUUAAACAGCAAGACAAAUGAACAGAAAUCACAUUAUCAUUCUUGAUGGUAUAAAAUUCAUAAGGCUUGUUUUUUAUUGUGAUAUAAAGACCUUUGGUCGAGUUUUGCUUUAAAAAGUACAUAGAAGGAAUACUGUCUGCUAUGCAGUUAUUCGUCAUUUGUACGACAGGAUUAAAUGUAUCCUGUUUUACGGUCUCUCACUAAGGAUCAGCAUGAUAGUUCAUAGAAAGCGCCAUGAUUUCCUGGUCCUCUGGCACAGGCAUAAAUUUGAAAACCCUCAGAGAGGGCAACUUGGGAGGAGAUGUAUAGGCUUAACCAGGGUAUUUAAUGUGGCAUAUAGGGCCCUGCCGUCUCUGAACUAGUGUAUUUAACGUGGCAUAUAGGACCCUGCCGUCUCUGAUACGGGGAGAUAAAGGGAUGCAGGAAAAGGUUUCUCAGUGGUCCCUCUCCAACUCGGAUAAUGGAGUUGGUACACAUAUUCUUUGAAUGUUUCUCCUGUAGGUUUUUCUGAUGCUGUCGACCAGGAGAGCUGAGCGAGGCAGUGGGGAAAGUGAAUGGUGCUGAGAGCUCACCUGACACAGGAAGCGGAGCCACAUCCUAAGGGUCAAGAAACUGGAGCAUGGCUAUGAGCACCGGAAGCCACGAUUUUGUGGUUCUAAGCAAUGGCAGCAUCGCAACCAGCACUACCAACCCUGGUCCCCUCACCCCCUGUGAUGGAGACCUUGCAGCCCAGCAGCUCGCACCCAAAGAAGCACCAAGGACAAAAGUGAGUCCAAACGGAUGCCUGCAAGUUAAUGGCACAGUUAAAUCAUCCUUCCUGCCUUUAGACAACCAAAGGACGCCUCAGAGGUUACCCCAGUGCUGCCAUCCUUGCCCAUACCAUCACCCUCUGACUAGCCAUGACAGUCACCAAGAGUGCCAUCGCGAGGCUGGCUCUGCAGCACCUCCCGCUUUGGCCUCGUGUUGCAUGCAGCCACACUCAGAGUACUCUGCAUCUCUCUGUCCAAACCAUUCACCUGUUUAUCAGACUGCGUGCUGUCUUCAGCCCUCUCCAUCCUUCUGCCUGCAUCAUCCGUGGCCUGACCAUUUUCAGCAUCAGCCUGUGCCGCAGCACAUAGCCCGCGUAAGACCAUCCAGACCGUUCAAGUUACCAAAAAGCUACGCAGCCCUGAUCGCAGACUGGCCCGUGGUCGUCUUGGGCCUGUGUACCGUCUUCAUCGUGGUUUGUGCCUUGGUCGGCGUGUUAGUGCCUGAACUUCCUGAUUUCUCUGAUCCAUUGCUGGGUUUUGAACCAAGAGGGACAACAAUAGGCCAGAGACUGGUCACGUGGAGUAACAUGGUGAAAAACACAGGAUACAAAGCAACCUUAGCAAAUUACCCCUUUAAAUAUGCAGAUGAGCAAGCCAAAAGCCAUCGGGAUGAUCGGUGGUCAGAGGAUCACUACGACAGAGAGAAAAGAGAAGUCGACUGGAACUUCCACAAAGACAGCUUUUUCUGCGACGUUCCAAGUGACCGAUAUUCCAGAGUGGUAUUUACCUCGGCUGCAGGGGAGACACUGUGGAAUUUGCCUGCCAUUAAAUCAAUGUGCAAUGUAGAUAAUUCAAGGAUCCGUUCCCACCCGCAGUUUGGCGACCUCUGCCAGAGGACCACGGCCGCCUCCUGCUGCCCCAGCUGGACGCUGGGCAACUACAUCGCUAUCCUGAACAACAGAUCAUCCUGCCAGAAAAUCGUCGAGCGAGACGUUUCGCAUACCUUGAAGCUGCUCCGCACCUGCGCCAAACACUAUCAGAACGGCACCCUGGAGCCCGACUGCUGGGACGUGGCGGCGCGGCGGAAGGACCAGCUCAAGUGCAGCAGCGUGCCGCGCAAGUGCACCAAGUACAACGCCGUGUACCAGAUCCUCCACUACUUGGUGGACAAAGACUUCCUGGCCCCCAGGGCGGCCGACUACGCCGCGCCCGCCCUCAAGUACAGCAUGCUCUUCUCGCCCACGGAGAAGGGGGAAAGCAUGAUGGACAUCUACCUGGACAACUUCGAAAACUGGAACGCGUCCGACGGCGUCACCACCAUCACCGGGAUCGAGUUUGGGAUCAAACACAGUCUGUUUCAGGAUUACCUGCUGAUGGACACUGUGUAUCCCGCCAUCGCCAUCGUGAUCGUCCUCUUGGUCAUGUGCGUCUACACCAAGUCCAUGUUCAUCACGCUGAUGGCCAUGUUCGCCAUCAUCAGCUCCCUGAUUGUCUCCUACUUCCUCUACCGCGUGGUGUUUAACUUCGAGUUUUUCCCCUUUAUGAACCUCACCGCGCUCAUCAUCCUGGUCGGCAUCGGCGCGGACGAUGCCUUCGUCCUGUGCGACGUGUGGAACUACACCAAAUUCGACAAGCCUCACGCCGACACCUCGGAGACGGUGAGCGUCACGCUGCAGCACGCCGCCCUCUCCAUGUUCGUCACCAGCUUCACCACCGCGGCCGCCUUCUACGCCAACUACGUCAGCAACAUCACGGCCAUCAGGUGCUUCGGGGUCUACGCGGGCACCGCCAUCCUGGUGAACUACGUUCUGAUGGUCACGUGGCUCCCGGCGGUGGUGGUCCUGCACGAGCGCUACCUGCUCAACAUCUUCAGCUGCUUCAAGAAGCCGCAGCCGCAGAUCUACGAGAACAAGAGCUGCUGGACGGCGGCCUGCCGGAAGUGCCACCAAGUCCUCUUCGCCGUUUCGGAAGCCUCUCGGAUUUUUUUCGAGAAGGUGUUGCCGUGCAUCGUCAUCAAGUUUCGCUACCUCUGGCUCUUCUGGUUCCUGGCCUUGACCGUGGGCGGGGCCUACAUCGUGUGCAUCCACCCCAAGAUGAAGCUGCCCUCCUUGGAGCUGUCCGAGUUCCAGGUGUUCCGGCCGUCCCACCCUUUCGAACGAUACGACGCCGAGUUCAAGAAGCUCUUCAUGUUCGAGCGCGUCCACCACGGCGAGGAGCUCCACAUGCCCAUCACGGUCAUCUGGGGUGUGUCCCCCGAGGACAACGGCAACCCGCUGAACCCCAAGAGCAAAGGCAAGCUGACGCUGGACAGCAGCUUCAGCAUCGCCAGCCCGGCUUCCCAGGUCUGGAUCUUGCGCUUCUGUCAAAAGCUGAGAAAUCAGACCUUCUUUUACCAGACGGACCAGCAGGACUUCACCAGCUGCUUCAUCGAGACCUUCAAGCAGUGGAUGGAGAACCAGGACUGCGACGAGCCUGCCCUGUACCCCUGCUGCAGCCACUGGAGCUUCCCCUAUAAGCAGGAGAUUUUCGAGCUGUGCAUCAAGCGAGCCAUCAUGGAGCUGGAGAGGAGCACCGGCUACCAUCUGGACAGCAAAACCCCGGGGCCGAGGUUCGACAUCAACGACACCAUCAGGGCCGUGGUGCUCGAGUUCCCGAGCACCUACCUCUUCACGCUGGCUUAUGAAAAGAUGCAUCAGUUUUAUAAAGAGGUGGACGCGUGGAUUUCCAGCGAGCUCAGCUCGGCCCCCGAGGGCCUCAGCAACGGCUGGUUCGUCAGCAACCUGGAGUUCUAUGACCUCCAGGAUAGCCUCUCGGACGGCACCCUCAUCGCCAUGGGGCUGUCCGUGGCCGUGGCCUUCAGUGUGAUGCUGCUGACAACGUGGAACAUCGUCAUCAGCCUCUAUGCCAUCAUCUCAAUCGCCGGAACCAUCUUUGUCACUGUGGGUUCUCUUGUCCUGCUGGGCUGGGAGCUAAACGUUUUGGAGUCGGUCACCAUUUCCGUCGCGGUUGGCCUGUCCGUGGACUUCGCCGUCCAUUACGGGGUGGCUUACCGCCUGGCCCCCGACGCCGACCGCGAAGGCAAGGUCAUCUUCUCUCUGAGCCGCAUGGGCUCGGCCAUCGCCAUGGCGGCGCUGACCACCUUCGUGGCCGGGGCCAUGAUGAUGCCCUCCACGGUCCUGGCUUACACCCAGCUGGGCACCUUCAUGAUGCUCAUCAUGUGCAUCAGCUGGACGUUCGCCACCUUCUUUUUCCAGUGCCUGUGCCGGUGCCUUGGGCCGCAGGCCGCCUGUGGUCAGAUUCCUUUACCCAGAAGACUCCAGUGCAGUGCCUUCUCCCCUGCUCUGUCCGCAAGUCCGGGUGACAAGGGACAGAGCAAGACCCAUGCCAUGAAUGCUUAUCGUUUGGAUCCCAGGGACCAAAAGUCUGAAAUGGAGCACGAGUUUUAUGAGCUUGAACCCCUGGCCUCCCCCAGCUGCUCGGCCUCUGAGAAGAGCACUUACGAAGAGACCCACAUCUGCUCGGAGUUUUUCAACAGCCAGGCAAAGAGUUUAGGGCUCUCCGUCCGCGCAGCCUACCAGGGCGAGCUCAGCCAGAGCACCAAACCCGAAACAAGCUCUGCCCUCUUCCAGCCCUCCCUGGAACAGCACACCGUGUGUCACUUCUUCUCUCUGAAUCAGAGAUGUGGCUGCCCAAAUGCCUACACACACUUGAAAUACGGCCCGCACGCCUGCCAGCAGAUGGGUCCCUGCUUGUGCCACCAGUGCGCUCCACCUACCAGCGGCCUUGUCCGUGUCCAGAAUGGCCUGGUGCCCCUGAAAGCGGCCCGCCAGGUCCCCGAGGGCUUCGUGCAUCCCCUCCCGCACGUGCAUCCCUGUCCCUGCCUCCAGGGCAGAGGGAAAGCGCCCGCGAUGCAGAAUUCGCUGCCCAGGGGUCUUUUCCUCCACCCGGUGCAGCAGCAUCAGGCCCCAGAAAAAGGCAGUCAGAACUGCGUCCACAGUCUGCAGAGCACCGAAGAGGGUCUCCCAGAGACGGCAGAGCCCUCAUCCUCCUCGUCGCUCUGCAGAGACGCUGCAGCUGUGCAAAAAGCGUGCUGGGAGCCUGGGACUCACCAAAGGGGACUCUGUAAACACAGGGACCUCGGGGGCGGGGCAGGCAGCGCAGCGGCUGCAAACCAGGGUUCGGGUUCAGUGAGUCAGAGCGACAAGGCGGAAGGGCUGGUGGAGCCGCGCGUGUCACAGACUGAUGUCAUUGUGAGCUCGGGACACUUAAGUCAGAGCGAACCGCAGUUUCUGUUUAACCACUUAGUCGGGGAGGCCGCCUAUGGGUGCUGCCCAAGCAACCCACCGCGCUGCGGCAGAGUCGGGAGGAUUAAGUGCGGUUCCGUGGAUUGUCAAAUACCAAACAUUGAAGCCAACGUGCCUGCUGUGUCAACACACUCAGAACUUUCCGGCGAAAGUUUGUUAAUCAAAACACUUUAAUAAAUAUAGUAUUAAACCAG
Messenger RNA from Sus scrofa (pig), 7165 nucleotides. The record is from RefSeq and is a predicted model, not a curated record. NCBI's taxonomy places the organism in Eukaryota, Metazoa, Chordata, Mammalia, Artiodactyla, Suidae.